AUGCUAAUUGUUUUACUCUCAGGAAUCAACCAGUGCCAGCCUAAUCCUUGUCAGAACAAUGGAGUUUGUCAACCUUCAUUCGAUCCAGAAAAUUGUUAUGAUUUUACUUGUGCCUGCUCAGGAUGUUUUACCGGCCAACUCUGCACUACAGAAUUGGAUCCAUGCACCCCAAACCCAUGUGCUCGUGGACAGUGUCGACCGGUAACUGGUUCCUGUGAUCUGUACUCCUGUCAAUGUCCUGUUUGUUUUGCUGGUGAUAUUUGUAACAUACCCAUUAAUCUGUGCGCAAGUAACAAUCUCUGUCAGAAUGGUGGAACUUGCACCAUGAGUUCGAACUGCCAGCAAAUCAGUUGUUCAUGUGAUAGUUGUCACACUGGUGAAUACUGCGAGAACCUCGUUGAUUUAUGUCAAACUAAUCCAUGCCAGAACAAUGGAUUCUGCCGGAGUACAUGCCCGACAUAUACGUGCACAUGUGAUCAGUGUUGGACUGGGCAAAACUGUGAUAUUGCUGUAGAUGCCUGCGCUGCCAUCCCAUGUAGAAAUGGUGGAACCUGUACUGACUACUGCACCUAUUAUACCUGUCAGUGUUCUUCAUGCUGGACAGGGCAAAACUGCGACAUCCCUAUAAACCCUUGUGCCAACAACCCCUGUCUGAAUUCUGGACAGUGUGUGUCUAACAGCGACUGUACAUCGUAUACCUGUAACUGUCCUGCAUGCUAUGAAGGAAGCAGCUGUGAAAUAGCACUGAAUCCAUGUCAGCCUAAUCCCUGUCUGAAUGGUUACUGUCAGCAACAGCCCGGAUCCUGUAUUGAAUAUACUUGUACCUGUCAAGGCUGCUAUGUUGGAAACAACUGUGAAACACUUCAAAACCCAUGCCAACAAUUGCCAUGUCUAAAUGGCGGAUUCUGCGUGCAGACGCCUGGAUCUUGUACGGAUUUCACCUGUUCCUGUCCACAGUGCUACACUGGAUCUCUCUGUGAAAUAAUGCUUAAUCCGUGUGAUAACAAUCCAUGUCAGAAUGGUGGAGUGUGUGCGGCUGUGCCUGGUUCUUGUGUACAGUACACAUGUCAGUGUCCAGGAUGUUACAUCGGAGUAAACUGCGAAACAUUGCAAAACCCAUGUGUACCCAACCCUUGUCAGAAUCAAGGCAUGUGUCUACAAACGGCUGGUGUCUGUGACACCUAUCAGUGUCAGUGCUCUGGAUGUUUCACUGGCACUAACUGUCAAACUGAGAUCAACCCAUGUUCCAACUUCCCAUGUCAGAAUGGUGGUCAGUGUAGUCAGUCUCAGAAUGACUGUCAGGAAUUCACGUGCCAGUGUUCAGGCUGCUUUGUAGGAGAUAACUGUGAAACAUUGCUCAAUCCAUGCCAGCCAAGCCCAUGUGCAAAUGGCGGUUUCUGUGUACAAACACAAAAUUCCUGCACUGAAUUCACCUGUUAUUGUACUGGCUGUUUCUCUGGCAAUAAUUGUGAAGUUGAAUUGGAUCCUUGUAGCCCUAAUCCAUGUGAAGCUGGUGGUGUAUGUACUCCUUUUGGGUGUUCAAACUAUGCAUGUCAAUGCCCAAGCUGUUUCACUGGUACAAACUGUGACAAUGCCAUUAAUCUGUGUAGUACUCAGAACUUUUGCCAGAACGGAGGUGCAUGUGUUCAAAAUACAGACUGUACCGGUAUCCAAUGUAUAUGUGAUGACUGUUUUGAGGGAACAUAUUGCGAAAGAGUCAUAAACAUGUGUGCGACGAAUCCGUGUCAAAACCAAGGAUUCUGCGAAAGUAACUGCCCUGGCUUUGCUUGUACGUGUGGUGCAUGUUGGACUGGACCAACUUGUGAAAUUGCCUUGGAUGUGUGUCAAAGUAAUCCUUGUCAGAAUGGUGGAACAUGUACUAACUAUUGUACUUAUUAUACCUGUCAAUGUUCGUCUUGCUAUACUGGAGAUUUGUGCCAAACAGCUGUUAACCCAUGUCAAAACAGUCCCUGUCAGAAUGGUGGACAGUGUCAAACAUCAAGUGAUUGUUCCGGCUUCACCUGCUUUUGUCCUGAAUGCUACUCAGGUCUUAGCUGUGAACAAUUCAAUGAUCCAUGUGCCAGUAGUCCUUGCCAGAAUGGAGGUCUGUGUCAGUCACAGAUGGGUAACUGCAAUCAGUAUAACUGUGUGUGUCAAGGCUGUUACACUGGACUAACAUGUGCCACAUUGUCUCAUGGAUGUGAACCAUUCAAUCCAUGUCUGAACAAUGGUGUAUGUCAGCCGGUACAAGGAUCAUGCGACUCUUACACCUGUUCAUGUCCAGGAUGCUAUACUGGCGCUAACUGUGAAAACAGAAUUGACCAAUGCCAACCUAGUCCUUGUGCAAAUGGUGGUGUAUGUAUCCCCACUGCUAAUUCCUGUACACAGUUUUCUUGCACAUGUCCAGGCUGCUAUACUGGAUUCCUUUGUGAUACGUUAUUGGACCCUUGUGCAUUCAACCCAUGUCUGAAUGGUGGUCAAUGUCAGCAGGUGCCUGGAUCAUGUACAGACUUUACUUGUGUAUGCAGUGGAUGUUACACCGGCACCACAUGCAAUCAACUGAUCAACCCAUGUCAGUCGCAGCCAUGUCAGAACUUCGGUCAGUGUACUGUAGUUGCCAACUCGUGUACGGAGGUCACUUGUACAUGUACUGGAUGUUAUACUGGGUCAUUUUGUGAAAUACUACUCGAUCCAUGUACUCCCAAUCCAUGCAGCAGUGGUGGUCAGUGUACCAAACUAGGGUGUAAUGAUUAUCUUUGUGACUGUCCAGCCUGUUAUACAGGACCAAACUGCCUACAACAGAUCAACCUCUGCCAAACCCAGAACUACUGUCAGAAUAGCGGCGCAUGCACGAUGAAUGCCGACUGCACUGGAAUACAAUGUCAAUGUCCGUCGUGUUACACUGGUCCUUACUGCCAGUCUAUCGUCAAUGUCUGUGAACAGCAAAACCCAUGUCGAAAUGGAGGUCUGUGUACCAGUAAUUGUCCAGAUUACUCCUGUCAGUGUGGUGCUUGUUGGACUGGGAGUACAUGUGAGAUUCCUGUGGAUCUAUGUGCAACCGUACCCUGUCAAAAUGGCGGUACAUGUACCAACUUCUGUACUUCCUAUAUCUGCAGCUGUCCCAGCUGUUAUACUGGUACUAACUGUAACAUAGCCAUUGAUCCAUGUACUACCAAUUCCUGUCAGAAUGGUGGCACUUGUAUGGCAGUGCCUGGAUCGUGUACAGACUUCACAUGUACAUGUCCAUCAUGUUGGUCUGGACCAAGGUGUAACAUUCCUGUGAAUGUAUGCGCUACAAACCUGUGUCAGAACGGUGGCACAUGCAUACCAGUGUUUGGUGACCUAACCUGUACACAGUAUCAGUGUAACUGUGCGGGCUGCUUUACUGGACCUUACUGUGAAAAUUUCCUAGAUCCUUGUGCCAACUUCCCAUGUGAAAACGGUGGUACAUGCCAGUCUGUACAGGCAUCCUGUUCCUUGUUCACAUGUACAUGUCCUGGGUGUUACACUGGAUCUACAUGCUCCCAACUGUUGGAUCCCUGUACUCCGGCUCCAUGCUUUAAUGGUGGUACUUGCCAACAACUAUCAUGUACAACCUACCAGUGUUCAUGUCCUGAGUGUUACCGUGGUGAAAACUGUCUGGAGUUUAUUAAUCCAUGCGAAAAUACUCCCUGUCAGAAUGGUGGAUUCUGUAUUCCAACAACCGGAUCGUGUACACAGUUCACUUGUAGCUGUCCAUCAUGUUUCACAGGUGCACUCUGUGAUCAACCUGUUGAUAUAUGCUCACCCAAUCCAUGCUUGAAUGGCGGACAGUGUACACCCAGAGAUGGAUCUUGUUUUGACUACACCUGUACAUGCCAAGGAUGUUACACUGGAUUCAACUGUGGACAGUUUAUUGACCCAUGCCAGCCAAAUCAGUGUUAUAAUGGAGGUACCUGUAUCCCCGUCGUUGGUUUCUGUAAUCAGUUUACUUGUAGCUGUCCAGAGUGUUUCACCGGAGACAACUGUCUACAAGCUAUCAACGCCUGUGCUAAUAAUCCAUGUCAGAAUAACGGUAUAUGUACACCUGUGGUUGGCAGUUGUCAACUAGUCACAUGUACAUGCAGUGGAUGUUAUACUGGACAAUACUGCACACAAUUGCUGGAUCCAUGUGCCGGCUUUCCAUGUGCCAAUGGUGGUACAUGUACACCUGUACCAGGUUCAUGUACAGACUUUACAUGCAGCUGUCCAGGCUGCUAUACCGGUCGAACAUGUCUUACAUUGGCCGAUCCUUGCCAGAACAAUCCAUGUGGUAAUGGAGGAACCUGCAUUCAGAAUACAUGCAGUUCAUACAGCUGUAUGUGUGACGCUUGCUACUAUGGGGAUAACUGUGAAAUUCCUCGUAAUCCAUGCCAACCGAAUCCAUGUGAAAAUGGCGGUUUCUGUCAGAAUGCUCCGGGUUCAUGUAUCCAGUAUACCUGCACAUGUCCAACGUGCUGGACAGGAAACCAAUGUGAAGUUGCCAUCAACGCCUGCGACAGUUCGCCGUGUAACAAUGGUGGUACGUGUCAACUAGUUCAGGGAUCGUGUACGUUCUACAACUGUCAGUGUGCUGGCUGUUACACCGGGCAGACCUGUAAUACAUUGAAUGAUCCCUGUGCUAAUAAUCCUUGUUCCAAUGGUGGUACAUGCUUACAAGAAGGUUGCUUCACUUACUCCUGCUCAUGUCCAGUAUGUUAUACGGGUUCUAACUGCUUGCAGUUAAUCAAUCCCUGCAACUCGUUCCCAUGUGGAAACAAUGGAUUCUGCAUACCAACCGAUGGAUCCUGUGUACUCUAUACCUGUCAAUGUAGUGGAUGCUUUACUGGUCUUGACUGUACAACUCCGAUCAAUGCAUGUGACAGUGCUCCAUGUCAAAACAAUGGUCUUUGUGCACCAGUUGAUGGCAACUGUUAUUCCUAUACCUGUACCUGUACUGGUUGCUUCCAAGGAUUCAACUGCGAUCAAGUAAUUGAUUCAUGUGCCAAUAACCCAUGUUUCAAUGGUGGUACCUGUGUACAGAGUCCUACUACAUGUUAUGAUUAUUCGUGUUCCUGUCCAGAAUGCUUCACUGGAUCGAAUUGUCAGAUUCCUUUGAAUCCAUGUCAGAACAACCCGUGUCAGAACAACGGUUUAUGCAUACCAGAUCAGAACAACUGUAAUGAUUACUCAUGUACCUGUUCCGGAUGCUGGACGGGAGAUUUCUGUCAAACAGCAAUCAAUCCAUGCUCCAGUUUUCCAUGUCAGAAUGGUGGAACAUGUCAGUCUGUGGUUGGGUCAUGUACUGAUUACACAUGUUCCUGUCUUGGGUGCCAGACUGGACCUUCCUGUGAAAUUGCAAUGAAUCCCUGUAGCCCUAACCCAUGUAGUAACAACGGAGUCUGUCAACCUUUGGCUGGCUCGUGUACAGCGUAUAUGUGUAUUUGUGACGAGACUUGUUUUACGGGAACCAAUUGUUUGGAACGUGUCAAUCCAUGUGUAAGCAACAACCCGUGUUUGAAUGGUGGUAACUGCUCACCCGGUGCACUAUGCGGUGAAUAUUCAUGUCAGUGUACCGGAUGCUUUACUGGUACCGACUGUAGCACUCCUAUUAAUCCAUGCGAUAGCUUUCCGUGUCAGAAUGGUGGUAACUGUCAACAGACGUUCCAGACGUGCGAUUCAUAUCAAUGUGUGUGCUCACAGUGUUAUACUGGUAACAACUGCGAAACAUUUGUGAACCCAUGCGUUAACAACCCUUGUCAGAACAGUGGUUUCUGUCAACAGGUGGCCGGUUCAUGUACAGAAGUCAACUGUAUUUGUGACAGUUGCUGGUCUGGUGAUUACUGCACAGUUCCUAUCAGUCCAUGCUCCAGUAAUCCAUGCCAGAAUGGCGGUGCUUGUAACACGAUUGCUAACUCCUGUAACUUCUACACAUGUUCCUGUGCGGGAUGUUUCACUGGAACUCACUGUACAGAAGUAAUCAACCCAUGUCAACCUAACAACCCAUGUUUCAAUGGUGGUACAUGUAUGCAGAGCCAGUCGUCUUGUAACGAGUAUGUGUGUACAUGCACUUCGUGUUACACAGGAGCAAACUGCUUAACACCAAUCAAUCCAUGCUCCAGCAAUCCCUGCCAGAACUCUGGUUUCUGUCAACAAGUAGCAAAUUCCUGUGCAGAUUACACCUGCCAGUGUUCAAGCUGCUGGUCAGGACCCACCUGUAGUAUUGCUGUCAACGCCUGUGAUUCCUUCCCAUGCUUAAAUGGCGGUACCUGUACUAUGCCGUUCAACAAUAUCUGUACUCAGUACCAAUGCACAUGUUCAAAUUGCUACACCGGACUUAGUUGUGAAACUCCAAUCAACCCGUGUUUGUCUAACCCUUGCUAUAACCAGGGAACUUGUAUUCAGAGCAGUACUGAUUGCACUCAAUAUAUCUGUCAAUGUACUAGCUGUUAUACCGGAUUAACCUGUCUCAAUCCUGUCAACCCAUGUACGAAUGGUGUAACACCAUGUAAAAAUGGUGGAUUCUGUUCUCAAGUUCAAGGCUCUUGCACUGAAUUUCAAUGUUUCUGCUCUGGCUGCUGGGAAGGCGACACCUGCGAGACACCGAUCAAUGCAUGUGCUGUGAAUCCCUGUCUGAAUGGUGGUCAAUGUCAGUCUAUUCCUGGUGCCUGCAAUGAUUAUACGUGUAACUGUAAUGGUUGUUAUGAUGGCAGGAAUUGUGAAAUAUUGUUGAAUCCAUGUUCUCCGAAUCCCUGCUUCAACAAUGGACAGUGUUUACAGGUAUCAGGGUCUUGUGAGCAAUACACAUGCUCUUGUCCAGCCUGUUAUACUGGAACUAACUGUCUUCAACAAAUCAAUGCAUGUGCUGUUAAUCCCUGUUUGAAUGGCGGUUUCUGUCUACCAGUCUCCGGCUCAUGUGAACUAUACACCUGUACUUGUACCGGAUGCUGGACUGGUGAUAUGUGCCAGAUAGCUAUUGAUCCUUGUGCCACUUCGCCGUGUCUGAACGGAGGGUUCUGUCAGGGUGUCGCAGGGUCUUGUUCUCAGUAUACAUGUUCAUGUCCGCAGUGUUAUACAGGACAGAAUUGUGAAACGCCUAUCAACCCAUGCUCCCCAAAUCCAUGCUUGAAUGGUGGCGUAUGCAGUCAAUCAGUGUCAUGUGCACAGUAUACUUGUUCCUGUCCUGCUUGUUAUACUGGAGCUAACUGCUUCCAACUGAUCAAUCCAUGCUUUCCUAAUCCAUGUCAAAAUGGAGGCUUUUGUCAAACAAGUACCACAGGUUCCUGUACUGAUUUCACUUGUCAGUGUUCCAGCUGCUGGACAGGACCCACCUGUCUUCAAGCGAUAGAUGCAUGUGCUUCGAAUCCUUGUCAGAAUGGUGGAACCUGUUCAUCCAGUAACUGUAUGUUCUACACAUGUAGUUGUUCUGGAUGUUACACAGGGCAGAACUGUGCUUCAUUGCUGAGUCCAUGCAAUAACAAUCAGUGUUACAAUGGAGGUACUUGUUAUCCAGUACCUGGCUCCUGUUCUGAAUUCACCUGUUCUUGUGCUGGCUGUUACACCGGACGGAACUGUUUGGAAGUAAUAAAUCCAUGUUUCCCAACUAACCCAUGUCAAAAUAGUGGUUUCUGUCAACAAUUACAAAGUGGAUCAUGCGCUUCAUUCACAUGCCAAUGUUUUGGCUGCUGGACUGGACCAACAUGCACAACAGCUACUGAUGGAUGUACCAACUUUAAUCCAUGUCAGAAUGGUGGUAUAUGUUUGCCAGUUCAGGGUUCAUGUACAGCAUACUCCUGUCAAUGUGCAACCUGCUUCAGUGGACAGAAUUGUGACACUCCAAUCAAUGUGUGUGCGUCUGCCCCGUGUAGGAACGGUGGUACUUGUAUCUCAGUAGGAAAUAGCUGUACACAAUACCGAUGUGAAUGUACAGCAUGUUAUGCAGGAAGCACCUGUGAUCAAUAUAUUGACCCGUGCUCGAGUAACCCCUGUCAGAAUAAUGGUUUCUGCCAGUCCACACCUGGUAUCUGUUCACAGUACUACUGUCAGUGUACUGGAUGCUACACUGGGUUACAGUGUCAGACUACCAUCAAUCCAUGCAGUAAUGAUCCAUGUCUGAAUGGUGGUGCAUGUUUCCCCCAGUCUGGUUCAUGUAAUUCCUAUCAAUGCCAGUGUACUGGCUGCUGGACUGGUGCCAAUUGUGAAACAGCAAUGAAUCCUUGCCAGGUUUCACCCUGUCGCAAUGGUGGAUUUUGCAGUCAGAUCUCAGGAUCAUGUACUCUGUAUAGCUGUGCUUGUGUUGGAUGUUUCACUGGAAUCAAUUGUGAAUCACCGAUUGACCAGUGUGCCAACAACCCAUGUCAGAAUAAUGGCUACUGCAUCCCAAUACAAGGCUCCUGUACUAACUACCAAUGCCAGUGUUCAAGCUGCUGGUCUGGUUCAAAUUGUGAAAUUGCUGUUGAUGUAUGUAUUAGUAAUCCAUGUCAGAAUAAUGGUGUUUGUCAAAACUACUGCAACUACUACACAUGUUCCUGUGCAGGCUGCUGGACUGGCUCCAAUUGUGAUAUAUCCACCAGUGUGUGUAAUGCUAACCCCUGUCAGAAUGGCGGUGCAUGUCUACAGGACCAAAACUCUUGUUCCCUUUACACCUGUUCCUGUAGUAGUUGUUGGACUGGUGGCAAUUGUAAUGUCUUGGCCAAUCCAUGUUCCACCAACCCAUGUCAGAACGACGGUAUAUGCCAGAAUGGCUGUCCAACAUCAUAUACUUACACCUGUACCUGUGAUGACUGCCACACUGGACAGAACUGUGAAAUCUCUGUAAGUGCAUGCACUAACAACCCAUGCCUAAAUGGUGGUACUUGUGAUGACUUCUGCAGAUAUUAUACAUGUCAGUGUCCGCCUGGCUACAGAGGCACAAAUUGUGAAAUUAGAUUGGAUGCUUGUGAAUCAUCACCCUGUCUGAAUGCUGGUGUCUGUAUAAACUACCAGACGUACUACGAGUGUCAGUGUUCGGACUGCUGGAGAGGACUUCGUUGUCAAAAUUCUGUAAAUGCUUGCGCUAAUAGCCCAUGUCAGAAUGACGGUACAUGUAACAAUUACUGUACUUACUAUACCUGUACUUGCUUGCCUGAGUUUGAAGGCUUGAACUGUGAGAUCCCUAUUAACCCAUGCAGGAGUUCACCUUGCAUGAAUGGCGGCACCUGCGAGAAUCAUAUCUCGUACUACACUUGUAUUUGCCCGGCUGGUUGGACUGGAAGCAGGUGUGAAAUCGCUAUCGAUGAAUGUGCAAGCAAUCCAUGUUUGAAUGGUGGUACCUGUAUUGAUUUUGUCAAUGGUUAUGUAUGUGAAUGUACUUUUGGCUGGAGAGGUUUUCACUGCGAGAUCCCAAUGGGUUGUGUUGUCAAUUACACUAUACCAGAUGGCGGAUCAAUUGAAAUCCAGACACCUAACUACCCGGCAAACUACAAAGAUUAUGAGUACUGCCUGUGGAUUCUUUCCAUUUCACCUGGAAGGCGUAUUCGAGUUGUGGUUAAUGAUUACGUCACUGAACUUCACUAUGAUUGGUUUGAAUCUGGCAAUGGCAACAAUCCUGAUAAUCUGGAGAGUCGUAUCAUACACCAGUCUGGCGAUGAGUGGCCUGAUAAUUACAUCUCCACGGGUAAUGUCAUAUGGAUCCGGUUCACUAGUGAUCAUGAAAAGACUGAGAGAGGCAUAUCUGUGACAGUUAUGGAUAAUUCUCUACCUGUCACACGGCCUUGUGUGAGUAAUCCAUGUCAGAAUGGUGGUGUUUGUGAGGAACGUGUAGAGAGCUUUGUAUGUACAUGUCAACUUGGAUGGGCUGGACUCACCUGUGAACAGCAAGAUAUCUGUUUCCCCAAUCCAUGUCUGAAUGAUGGUGUAUGUACAGGGCUAGUUGAUGACACCUACUUGUGUGGGUGUCUUCCUACUUGGACAGGAACGAGGUGUGAAAUAGAAAUUGGCGGCACGAUUACUUGUGAUGAUUACACAUGUGCAAAUGGUGGAACAUGUACUGAUGUGGGUCAAAAUCAAGUAAGAUGUACCUGUGCAACAGGUUAUACUGGACAGUUCUGCACCACUGCUGUGAAUUACUGCGAAAAUUUACCAUGUUAUAACAAUGGAGCAUGUAUCCAAGCUGGUGGUACCUACUACUGCAACUGUUUGGAUGGUUGGCAAGGCGACGACUGUUCACAAAAUGUCAAUGAAUGUCUGACUAUAGGUCCAUGUAUGAAUGGUGGUCAGUGUGUUGAUCUCACUGGCACCUAUAUGUGUAAUUGUAUUCCCGGAUUUGAAGGAUUAAACUGUGAAUUAGAUGCUAAUGAGUGCUUAAGUCAGCCAUGUCUGAAUGGUGGAACAUGUGUGGAUAUGACCAAUAGUUUCUCAUGUCAGUGUGAACCAGGAUAUGGUGGUGAUCGCUGUUCUGAAGAAAUUUCCUCAUGCCAAAACGGUGGUACCUUGAUGGGAAAUAUAUGCUCCUGUACAUCUGAAUGGACUGGUUAUGACUGCAGUGAAGAUGUAGAUGAAUGUGUAGUCCAAAUAUCUCCAUGUAAUAAUGGCGGCACAUGUCAAAACAAACAACCAGGAUACAUCUGUAAUUGUUUACCUGGCUAUGGUGGACCAACCUGUCUAACAAAUAUAGACGACUGUAUUGGAACUCCCUGUCAGAAUGGUGCAACAUGUGUGGAUGGUGUCAACAGUUUCUUAUGUCUGUGUGAUUUGGGCUUCUCUGGAACCUUUUGUGAAACUGUGAGUGUUAGUUGUCAAAAUGGUGGAAUUCUAGAUGGCAAUGACUGUCAGUGUCCCCCUGAAUGGACUGGUAAAUACUGCACUGAAGAUGUAGACGAAUGUCUAUUGCAAACACCAUGCCGUAAUGGUGCAACUUGCAUUAAUCAAAAACCUGGAUACUAUUGUACCUGUUUACCUGGCUACAGCGGUCUAUACUGUGAAACAAAUGUCAAUGAGUGCGAUAGUAACCCCUGUCUUAACGGUGGAUCAUGUGUGGAUAAUAUCAAUAGGUUUAUGUGUAUAUGUUUGUCAGAUUACUCUGGCAACCACUGCGAAGUAGGGCCAGGUGGUACCAUUAAUACUGGUGGAGGUGAUGGGGGUGGCCUGGGAUCGGAUGGACUUUUACUGGAUCCAUGGUGGAUUGGAAUCAUUGUGGCACUGGCAGUACUUAUCAUAGUCUUUAUAAUUAUUUUAGCAUGUACAAGACGAAAAAAGAAAGACAGAGAAUAAUGAAUCUAAAAGUGUCCUUUGGGAGGGUGGAAGUUUAGAGGUAUCCAGCAAAUGGUCAUUUUCCAAUAACUAAAUAUUUUGUAAUAACUAAAGAACUUUGAAUUGGAUCUGCAAAUAGCUGAAAAUCUCUUCUUCCCAGUGUGUACAUUGUGUACACAAAUACGUCAUUACAAUCAGUAUCACUGGCUGGCUGGCACAGUUUUUAUAUUGAUCUCAUCUUCAAUAAAUAUCAGUCAUUUUUGUAUUUUUUUUUUUCUCGUUGAAAAGACUCUAUUCACAGUUUUCAGACAAAUUUCAUCCUUAGUAUUCAGUAUUUUUUUGUCUUUUGUAUCGUAUUAAAUAAUAAUGUUUUCAUUGGAGAACAUUCUAAUUUACAAAUUGAUAAAGUUUACAGAAGCGAGUUUUAAAAAAAAAUAAAAGAGAGAGAAAAAAAAAUGACAGGCUUUUCCAAAACUUGCCACCUUGAUGUGCAGUUACAUGGUAAGAAGAUAGAACAUCAGUAUACCAAAAUUUAAAUUAAAAGAUAUCAACUACGUACACAUGAUUGGCGCAUUAACUUUAUUAUUGUUUAGCAUAUGUGUAGUCAAUAUGGAUGAAUUUUAUUAGCAUCUUAUUCAUUUUUUCAUCUAUUUAAAAUUAAAUGCUAUUUUUAGUGAUUUUUAAUUAUUACUUAUUAUGUAUAGUAAGUGCUGAAACAUAUAUGCAAUAAUCAACAACAAAACUUUUACCUGUUGACUGUUACUUAAACUUUUCUUUUAAUUUGAUUUUUUUUUUUUACGAGUACAAGCUUCACAUUUUUUUUUUGCCCGUUGAUGUACUAUUCAGAAUACAUUGUUGUUUUAUUUUAUAUUCUUUACAGAUGUAUUUAGUUGUGAACACACCAGUGCAGUGAAUGUAGAGACGUUUAUAUUUUGUAUGUUUUCGUUGAAUUCUUCCAAAAUGUUAAAACUAGUUUGUAUAUAUAUAUAUAUAUUAUGAAAAUAAUACAUGGAAAGUACUAUUUUGAAAUGAUCUCCCACCAGUUUCUAUUUCCAGUUUGGAUCAGUUUUCUUUCGCACCGUGUUUGCUGUACAAACAAUAGCAAGUUAUUGCAAAUAUCAAUUGCACUGGUGUUUUAU
This is a messenger RNA of Saccoglossus kowalevskii, 12365 nucleotides long. RefSeq lists its product as uncharacterized. The record is from RefSeq and is a predicted model, not a curated record. Lineage: Eukaryota; Metazoa; Hemichordata; Enteropneusta; Harrimaniidae. Gene Ontology annotation, molecular function: calcium ion binding.